Messenger RNA from Equus quagga, 792 nucleotides. RefSeq names its product GS homeobox 1 (gene GSX1). NCBI's taxonomy places the organism in Eukaryota, Metazoa, Chordata, Mammalia, Perissodactyla, Equidae. The transcript has 2 exons. The record is from RefSeq and is a predicted model, not a curated record. Gene Ontology annotation, biological process: regulation of DNA-templated transcription. Bases 1 to 792 code for a protein of 263 amino acids. Gene Ontology annotation, molecular function: sequence-specific double-stranded DNA binding; DNA-binding transcription factor activity, RNA polymerase II-specific. Gene Ontology annotation, cellular component: nucleus.
AUGCCGCGCUCCUUCCUGGUGGACUCGCUGGUGCUGCGCGAGGCGGGAGAGAAGAAGGCGCCGGAGGGCAGCCCGCCGCCGCUCUUUCCCUACGCGGUGCCUCCGCCGCACGCACUGCACGGCCUCUCGCCCGGCGCCUGCCACGCGCGCAAGGCCGGGCUGCUGUGCGUGUGCCCGCUCUGCGUCACCGCCUCCCAGCUGCACGGGCCGCCCGGACCGCCCGCGCUGCCUCUGCUCAAGGCGUCCUUCCCGCCCUUCGGCUCGCAGUAUUGCCACGCGCCCCUGGGCCGCCAGCACUCGGCCGUGUCGCCCGGGGUCGCUCACGGCCCCGCCGCCGCCGCCGCCGCCGCCGCGCUCUACCAGACCUCUUAUCAGCUGCCCGACCCCAGGCAAUUCCACUGCAUCUCCGUGGACAGCAGCUCGAACCAGCUGCCCAGCAGCAAGAGGAUGCGCACCGCGUUCACCAGCACGCAGCUGCUAGAGCUGGAGCGCGAGUUCGCCUCUAAUAUGUACCUGUCCCGCCUGCGCCGCAUCGAGAUCGCGACCUACCUGAAUCUGUCUGAGAAGCAGGUGAAGAUCUGGUUCCAGAACCGCCGGGUGAAGCACAAGAAGGAGGGCAAAGGCAGCAAUCACCGCGGCGGCGGCGGGAGCGCGGGUGCCAGCGCGGGCGCACCACAAGGCUGCAAGUGCGCGUCGCUCUCCUCAGCCAAGUGCUCGGAGGAUGACGACGAAUUGCCCAUGUCUCCGUCCUCUUCGGGGAAGGACGACCGGGAUCUCACGGUCACUCCCUAG